This is a messenger RNA of Xyrichtys novacula (pearly razorfish), 2681 nucleotides long. Lineage: Eukaryota; Metazoa; Chordata; Actinopteri; Labriformes; Labridae. The record is from the annotation of a GenBank genome assembly.
AUGUGGGGAAAUGAAAUAAUGUCUAAAGUCCAAGAACUGAGAGUUUUUGUGAACCAGAGACUGAGUGCAGCUGCUGAGGAGAUCUUUGAGCUGUUUGAAAGAACGAUAUUAGAGUACGAGGAGAAACUCUGUGGAUCUAAAGAGAAUCAACACAAACUUGUGGAGGCUGUUUUUAACCCUGAAGUCCGCUUAAACAGAGCAGGUUUGGACUAAUUUUAUUUAAAACUUUGUCUCCCCCAGAUCUAAUCAAUAUAUCAAAUUUAUCUAUUUACUUUAAACAACACCAGUCUGUAGUGGUGUAUUUAUAAUAUUUAGAACAAGGUCCAUUUAUCCAAAGAAAAUACUUAUCCAAUCCACUUUAUUUAUAUCAUAUUUUAAAAAACAUUCAAGUUCACCAAAGUGCUGCACAAUAAAUUUAAAAGAACAGAAAAUGCUGAAAACAUCAAGAUGAAAUAAAUAAAUGCAGGUUAAAAAAACCCCAAUUAAAAUGAAAUAAAAUAAAUAGAAUAAAAACAAAAUAAAUAAAACUGAUAAAAGGACAGAGAUCACACAACUCUCAUGCUGAGCUAAAAGCCAAGGAAUAAAAACGAGUUUUAAGACGUUUACUGAGAUGGUCUUCGGUCAAAAACAAACAUAUGUUUUGUUUCUCUCAGCUGUUUCAACCUUAUUUUUUAUUUUACUCCUUCGGGAAAUGUUUGCUUGAAAAGGUUCAGUUCUUUCAACUUUUUAUAUUUGUCUCAUUUUUUGAUGUCUUGUUUUUUGUUCACAGACAUUCAGCAGCUGCUGGUGAGUAAAAUGGAAGUUUCCUCUGAGCUGGAGGAGAAUCCAGACCAGGAGGAACCGGAUAAACCCCCACACAUCCAAGAGGAAUGGGAGGGACCGCAGCAUGAAGGAGUGAAGGCGGCUGGUAACAGCACAUCCACCUCUGCCUCAGUCCCUGUAAAGACUGAUGAAGAUGAGGAGAAACCUCCGUCCCCACAGCUCCAUCCAGGUCAAAUAAACAGUAAAUAACUUGAAGUUAUUUAUCUUGUGAAAAUGCAAAGUGAGUGGUGUGCUUUUGGUUUGUGAAGCAUGAAUGAAAACUGUUUUGUAAGAGAUGUAUGAAUUUUGUGUUAAAAGUUUAUUGAAUUUCCUUUGUUUCCACAGGUGUCCAGCAGCUGUUAUUGAGUGAAACAGUGACACCCCCUCAUCAGCAGGACAGGACUCCCACUCGAGACCAGAAGGAUCCACUAAAACAACUCAUUAAAGAGGAACAGUAUGAACAGGUGGGACUGUGGAUCAGUCAGGAGGGACAGCAGCUUCAAGGAGCAGAGGAGGCUGAGAUAAAGUUUGCCUCUCAUCCUGAUGCUCUGAAAGGUGAUGAAGUUUAUGAAGAGGAGAAACCUCAGACCUCACAGCUUCAUAAAAACCAAACUGAAGAGGACAGAAACACAGAGGCUGAUAACGAGGACUGUGGAGAAUUAGAGGAGACUGGAGACUCCUCAGAUUCGGAUACUGAUGACAGUGGUGAUUGGGAGGAGACCCGUGAACCUCAAUCUGGUUCAGACCCUCAGCAAAACAGAGAAGUAUCUGACAGUAAUAUUGGAGAAGCAUCAGAAGAUGUCUCAGGUGGUGCUGCAUGCGCGAGGGGAAAUCCCAAGACUUCAGACAAAGCCUAUACAUGCAAAGUUUGUGGUAAAACAUACCAGCAGGAGUGGUACUAUAAGAAACAUUUCAGCAGAGUACAUCCAGAUGGGAAAUAUUUUCCCUGCCUAGUCUGCAAAAGAACAUUUCACAGACCAAACAGGGUCGUGAUCCACAUGAGAAAACACACCGGGGAGAAACCUUUUAAAUGUUCUUAUUGUGAACUAGCUUUUUCAAGCAAAUUCAACUUAAAGGCACACGUGACGGUUCACACAGGAGAGCAACUUUUCUCCUGCCCAGUUUGUCAGAAAUGCUACAGGUACCGAGGCUCUUUGGACAAACACAAGCAAGCUCACACAGGACUAGCACCGACCUGCUCGUUUUGUCAAAUAAGUUUCCCGACUAAAAAGAAGUAUUACAACCACCUGAGAAUCCACGCCAGGGAGAAACCAUUCAGAUGCUCCAUUUGUGACAAAAGUUUCUCAAAAAAAGACACCUUAGACUGCCACUUGACGAUCCAUAAAAAGGAGAAACUCUUCUAUUGCGGUGUUUGUCAUAAAAAUUAUACUAUGGGCUACGGCAAACGUCACAAAUGUAGGGUAAAAAUAAUCAACUUGGCUAAAAAGCACAAAUGUAAGGUGAAAAAAGUUCAGUGUAAUGCUUGUAACAAAAGUUUUACUCCCUUUUGGGCAAAAAAACACAAAUGUAAGGUGAAAGAAGCCAGCAGGCCGAAAAGAGUCUGGUGCAAUGCUUGUAGUCGAAACUUUACUCCCUAUUGGGCAGAAAAACACAACUGUAAAGGGAGGAAAGUGAAGACAAGAGAAGUUACAGGAGGGGGUUCAAACUUAAGCACUCAGCAGGAACCAUCUGAGCUCCAUGAGGAAGUCUUAGACCCUGUUCAGAGCUUAUAUCAACAUGUGAUGUUUAGUGGUCAGAAGAUAAUGGAACAGCUUCAAGCAGGAGCGUUCAUCCCAUCCAUGAACCAUGAGUCUGCAGAGACCACUAGUUUUGGAUCUUGGUAUCCAGGUAGCACAGAGUCUUACACAAACAUUAAAUGA